GGCGGAACGCGGAAUGGGCGCGCGCUCUGUAAAAACGGAAUGAGCUCCGCAGGUCAGGUUGUGCCCCCAACUCUUGGCCAUUCGGAUUUGAUAGCCGUUCUAGGGACAUAUCGUUGUCCACGCGGCACGAAAGUGCGCUCCUGGUUUCCUUGAGUCGCGGCGAGACGCGUGGCGACGCAACUGCUGAGCGCGCCAAUCCCGAGCUGGCAGCAGGGCGGGCCUUUGAGAUUUGAAAUCUUGACUGUGUCAGGAGAGGCCCGCGCGACGUGCUGCGUGUAGCUCGUGGCGUGCCCUGUAGGCCUCGGGCGCCAGCGCGGGGGCGCCCAGCCCUCCUAUAACAGAGUGGAGUUGGACAUCUAAGGUCACCGUGUGCCUCACCCUUCACCCGAGGUACGAGCUGCAGUCCCCUCCCCGCCCGCCGAUCCUGGCCUGCGGUGACUGGUCCUCUUGUCUCUACUCACCGCCCCGGCCCCCACGCCGCUCCCGGUUUCCAGCUCUGCGCUGCCGGGCGCGACCCCGACCUUCAGCUCGGCGCGCUUGUCCCUUGUCUCUUGCCUGGGCUUUUCUAGAACUCAUAACCGGUUCCUCGGUGCUUGCUUACCAGGUCCUCGCGGUGCUGCUGCAAUUGUCAACGGAGCGGAACAUUCACUGAUUCGUUUGAAUGGUUUCUCUGGGUCUCUGCUGAAGUUCUAUCCUGAAAAUUGUGUUCCAGUUUUCUCUUAGAGGAGUUUUGUUGCUACUGGCUUAUUAAGAUGAUUGCAACACCUUUGAAACAUCCUGGAAUUCACCUAUCUUCAGAGAUAUCCUCUCAAAGAAGAAAUAUACCCGUGGAUGCAGUCUUUUUCGACAACAUUCCUGAAAACACACUUACUCCUGUAAAAGAUUUGGUGAAAUACCAGAAGUCCUCUUUAAAAUCAAAUGACUGUAAAAGGAAUACAUUUGCAGAAACAACAACUUCUAACAAGAAAAAUAUAUUUCAAUCUACCAUGCUAACAGAGCCUAGCAUCUCUAGUAGUUAUCUUGAUAUCAGUGCUAUAAAGCCUAUUAACAGUGGAUUAAAAAAUAAAGCAGCCUAUGAGUCACCAGGAAAAGUAUUUCAGAGAAUGAAAGAAAAAGUACUACGUGACAAACAGGCACAAGCAUCAAGAAACUGUAGUAUAUUGGAACCACCAAACAGUGAAAAUAAUACACUCUUCACCCCUAAGAAAAAUGAGAAAAGACCAUUGCAGCGUACCUUCCUAUGUGAAGAAAAGGAAAAUAACAGAUCAUUCCAGUCAGCACCUGUCCAAGAAGUUGCCCUAGAAUCAUCUGUCUCCCUUCCCUUCAAACAAAAGACUCAACACCAGCAGGAAAAGAAAACGCAGCGCCACAAUUUAACUUAUGAACUUCCAGUUCUGAACCAAAAACAUGAAAAUGUUUCAGCUGCACGAGUCUCAAACAAAGGCUUAGCUAGAGGUCAGCAGACUAAACAGAAUCUUCACUCAAAAGAGAACACAGUUGAAAUCACUAAGUCCAAAAACAACACACUUGGUUUAGAAGGCGUCCCUUUGGCCGAUAAGAAAUUACGGAACACUUAUGUUGAAACUUCUAAUGCUGAUUGUAUUCCUAUUAAAAAUAGUAGUAAGGGAAUAGUUUCUGAUAGUGACAUGACAACAGAAGGCACUUCAGAAGGGGAAAAUAAGGAGCAAAGUGAAAAAACAGUGUCCAGAGAGACCAGUCUUCCCAACUCCAUGGAAGAUACAUGUAAAAUUGUACUUGCAACUCCAAGAUGUUAUUUAACAGAACCUCGGAGAUCAAAAAGAAAUAUUUCAAAGUUUUCUCCUCCAAGUUUAUUUCACACUAUUACAAAAGAAGUUAAAAAAAAUAAGGUAAUCCAGCUAAAGGAAUGGAUGAUUAAAGUCAUCAAUGAUAACAGUGAUAUAUGUGUAGAAGGAAAACUGACAGACAUGAUGGACAUCUACUGGCAUAGUAAUGUAAUUGUAGAGCGGAUUAAACACAAUGAACUUAGGACUUUAUCAGGCAGCAUUUAUAUAUUAAAAGGAUUGAUAGACCAGAUUUCCAUGAAAGAAGCAGGAUAUCCAUAUUAUCUCACAAGAAAAUUCAUGUUUGGAUUUCCAAAAAAUUGGAAAGAAUACAUUACCAUUUUUCUAGAACAAUUAAGGGCUGAUGAAAGGAAAAGGAAAAAUGCCAGAGAAAAACAGAAAACUGCAAGCUUUGUCCAUAACUUACGAAAAUCAGUGAAAAAAGAUGCAGAAAGCCAAAAGGAUAAUCUCCAAACCACCAGCAACAAUUAUGACUAUGGUUGUGAUAACUCUGAACCGAAAAGCAGUAAACAAAAAGUGUUGCCUAGAGCUACCAGAGUAAACGUUGCCAGUAAUAAUUACCAGAGUAAACCAGCAGCAGUCAACUAUUGUCAAACUAUUGACAGUGUAGGAAGUGAUGACUUGGGUAAUCAGGAAUUAAUUGGCAAAAGAAAGUGUAAUAAUAUGUCUUUAAAGAAACUAAAUUGUGAAGAAAUAAAUGAAAGGAUAACUAAAAGUCAGAAACAAGUUAAAGAGAAAACUGAAGAAUCAAAUGUAUCUACUGAUAUUUUGACUUUACGACAACAGCCUUUUCUGGCUGAAGAAAGAAAAUACACGACUACCGUUUGGAAAGAAGCUUCUAUUUUUGUAACACCACUUAAAACCAAAAAGGCGAUAGAGCAAAGAUGCAUGGAGUAUAGUCUGUCCUAUUACAACCCCAAAGCAACAACAGAUUUUCCUGUGCCAAAGCCUCAAGAGAAACGUGUACAGGACUUAAAUGAAAGUCUCAUCAGUAAGUCCACAGAGACUUCAGAAAAUGCAUCUAACAUUGUGGAUCAUAAAAGGGAAAACAAGAAAGAGGGCAAUGAACGGGAUUUACUCACUAUUGACCCGAAAAUAACAAUACCUACCCCUAAAAAGAAACACAUGGGUAUUCAAGAGUUUAAGAAAAAUGUCAGGUUGCCUUCAAAAUUGAAGAAAAUUGAAAGUCAAGUAGAUGUGCCAUUUUAUAAUCCUCAGUCCUCAACAGAUUUUUCAAGUGAAGAGAGUGGAAGUGAAUGGGAAAUUAGAAGGAAAGCUAGAGGUAAGAAAAACAGAGCAAGAAAUAGCAAAGAAACCGUUGCAUACCUGAGCAAAAACAAAAGAAGCACCACAAGGAUUAUCACAGUGACUUCAGAAUCUGAAACUGAUGACAGUAAAACAGAGGAUCUUAUCAGAAAGAAGAAAGCUAGGUUUUCUGCUAAGGAAAGCCUGAGCCGUGGUGUGCGGAAUGGACUUUCCGUUGAGGCAGUGGGAUCUGACAAAACUAGCAAGCAUUCCUUAGAAGGUUUACCUGGCUUAAAUCUGAAUAAGGAGUGGGGUGAGAAAGAAUUACAAAAGCUUCACUGUGCUUUUGCAUCUCUUCCAAAACAUAAACCUGGUUUCUGGUCCGAUGUAGCUCUGAUGGUAGGUUCUCGAACUGCUGAAGAAUGCCAGAAGAAAUACAUGGAAGAUCCUCAAGACAAAGUAUCUCAGAAGAACACCACCAAGAGAAAGCAAGACAUUGCUAAAGGCCAAGAUGGUGAGAGAGACAGUGCUAAUAAGACGAAGACUGUUCAGAUAACUGCCAAAGUGGGAACACUUAAAAGGAAGCAACAAAUCAGGGAAUUUUUGGAAAAGAUGCCAGAAGAGGAUCAUGAUGAUUUUUUUACUGCCACACCUUUGCGUAAUCAGAGAGUAAGGCUGCCAAGUUUCUGGGACAGUCAAGACCAUGACGACAUUCUGCCAGCUAUGGACAGAAAUCCAGCAACUCCAUCAUCUGCCUCGCUCCCACUGGCAGAAACCCCUCAGUGUCAGCAUGUCAGCCCUGGCAUGCUAGCCUCUAUCAAAAGGAAUGAAUGUGAUAAAUAUGUUUCUCGUAUACAAAAAACUCAUAAAAGUAAUGGUGGCAUUGUUUGGGGCAACGUUAAGAAAAAAAAAGUUGAAACUGCUUUCUCAACCUCACCAUUAAGAAGAACACUGUUCAACCAAGAUUUAGGUGAAAAGUCUGGUAUUGGAAAACUUUGCAUUAAUGCUAUGGAAUCUUUAGAUGAAGAAGAGAAAGAUUAUUAUUUUUCAAACUCUGAUUCUGCAUAGAUUUCUGAUUCUGAUUUCCAGGAUUCUCAUGAAAAACAGAUGGUAUAUUUGUAUCUACAUUUAGAAAAUAUUUAUGUAUUUUCUUUAUGAUGUAGGUCCAUAUGAAAAUGUGGAUUCUUUUUCCAAAGGUUUCAUGUUUGCAUGCAAAGUAAAAUAUUCUAAAAUAUUCCUCAUUGCUGCAGCUUAUCAAACAUGUAAGCAAAAUUGUUUUGUGUUUUCUGUAAAUAUGGUUGUAAUAUUAAAAUGUAUGUAGUCAACUCAAGUAUUCAAGUCUGCUUGCUUUAAUAAAAUCAUGUCCUAAAUAAACUAGUUAUUGUGCUCCAGAUUUCCUAGGGUUGGAUUGGUGACUACUGAAUUUUAACUUUUCUGCUACCAGAUAUUAAAGCCAUAACUGAUCUAAUGUUUGUAUUACGUACUGUUGAAACCAUUUGACAUGCUUCUCUCCUGAUUGUUUCCUCUUGAAACUUGUGAAUUAAUACUUCACUGUUUUAUUAAAUAGAACCAGAAAAUAGACUUGCAUUUUGUAGCUUUUUACAUAAAUGAACCUAGUUUAACUUUGGUCUCAGUAUUAAAAUGACUAGCCAGGCAUGGUGGCAUACACCUCAAGUCAGUCACAAGUUUGAGGCCAGCCUGGUCUACCUAGUGAGUCCAAGGUCAACCUGAACUACUAUAGCAAGACCCUGUCUUAAAAGACUAAAAAUAUACAAAAGAUCGGUCAUUCAGUUAAUAGGUCCAUUAUUAUAAGGAAUCAAAUUAAGUUACAGUAAAUACCCUUUUUCUUUCACUAAUAGCUCCUUUAGAAAUAAACUUUUAGCUUAUUCUACCAAUUAUAUUUUUAAAAUUGACAUAAAAUAUCUUCCCUCUGGUUAUAGUAUAUAUUCACCUACCUUUCUUUCCAGUUAGAUUGUUCAAAUAAAGUUAGUUUGCUUUUA
Molecule: messenger RNA, 5068 nt
Organism: Cavia porcellus (domestic guinea pig)
Lineage: Eukaryota; Metazoa; Chordata; Mammalia; Rodentia; Caviidae
Gene: Mis18bp1
Product: MIS18 binding protein 1
Exons: 17
Coding region: 753-4136 (1127 amino acids)
Cellular component (GO): chromosome, centromeric region
Source: RefSeq, a predicted model, not a curated record